Molecule: messenger RNA, 1459 nt
Organism: Sinocyclocheilus grahami
Lineage: Eukaryota; Metazoa; Chordata; Actinopteri; Cypriniformes; Cyprinidae
Exons: 1
Coding region: 1-1332 (443 amino acids)
Biological process (GO): negative regulation of canonical Wnt signaling pathway
Cellular component (GO): cytoplasm
Source: RefSeq, a predicted model, not a curated record
AUGUUGGGCUGGCAGGGUCAUAUGGAGCCCACAGUACAUGCCACUCUGCCCCGCUCUUUUUCUGCCCCGUACCCCCCACUGGAGGGUAUUGCCGAGGGAGCAGAGGAGGAAGAAGAAGAUGAAGAAAGCCCUCAGUGGGUUACAGAUCAGAUAGCUGAUGGGAAUGAAAGCCUUACGCCAGAGAUGAGCCUCAAUUCUGAUGCUGAGGCAGAUUCUGUAGUAAAGAUAGAUGAUGGUCCAACGGAAGAAGACAUCCAGCAGGCUAUGCGUGUGGAGAUGUACAUCCUGGGACUACUGCAGCGACGACACCUCAGAUCUACAGGAGAACUCAACUCUGAUCCUGAUCAGUGGCAUAAAUUACACACAUACCCACCUAGUUACCCACAACUUGACCAAUUGCAAUGGCAGGAAUGGGCAACUCUCUCUGAGGAAGAGAAUGAGCGUGAACCACAAGAUGGAUAUUACAUGAACCUUCCCAAUGCCCAAGUUGGACCAACCUCCCUAAGCAGUGAGGAGCCAGAAUCCUCCUUGGAAAUGGAUCAGUAUGGAAUCGAAGAAGUCUACACUAGCAGCAACGACUCCCCUCGGCAUCAACCGGUUUACAUCGAUCGGCGUCCCACGAUGAAACCCCACAUUCACACCUGCUGCAAUCACACCUACGUACCUACGUUGUCAACUCCCGAGUCCUGUGAGCAACACCAGCCCAUUCCAUCCCAAAAGUGGGCCCUUCUUCAGUCCCUAGCCAGAAGGAGUCCAGAGAAAAGGUGGACAACUCUAGGAGAGAGACAAACCAAGUCGACCAUCUGCUCUCGGUCAGAGGACAGUUGCAUCUCUCAAGGAUGGACCGGCCAACCGGAGCACAAAUACUAUAAUACGGUGGGACGGGAAAUGGGCAGGCAUCAUAGUGACGAAUUUUAUCCAUCUAAUCAGCGGCUCUGGUGCUCCUCGGCAGAUCUCAGUCAAGAAGAGGAUGAGGGGAUAUUCAGAGAAGACGUGCACAAAUUCAGCCUAAGUCAGUUACCUGGCAAGUGCACCAGUGUUCAGUUCAUGGAGCAGGACCUGAGGGUGCAAGAGGCCGCUACUGCACCGACCGAUGGGUCCGACUCCAGUCUGAGCGAGACUUUCUCUCCAGGAACCAGUUCAUUGUCCAGUGACUCAGAUGAGAGCGGAGGGCUGGUCUGGCCUCAGCAAUUGCCCCCUCACUUGCCCCCGUCCCCCUCUUCUUCACAGAAUCCCUCCAAUGCUGUGGUCAAGAUUAAAGCCUCACAUGCGCUCAAAAAGAAGAUCAUGCGAUUUCGUUCAGGCUCUCUCAAACUCAUGACCACUGUCUGAGUCUGGCCAUGAACAUACCUGCCUAUUUAUAUUUUAAAAUUCAUUUGAGAGCUUUACGUAAAACGCUUCUUAAGCUGUGACGUACUGAAUAGGACUGGGAUAAUAAAUCGAUGCAUCGUGAUUCGUG